Molecule: messenger RNA, 606 nt
Organism: Seminavis robusta
Lineage: Eukaryota; Bacillariophyta; Bacillariophyceae; Naviculales; Naviculaceae
Source: the annotation of a GenBank genome assembly
AUGACGUUAGAAGACGUGAAUACAUUCUAUCAAACCUACCCUCUGCAGGCAGCCGUCCUGACGUGUGGUGUAAAAGCCAGCCUGGCCGACUGUGUCGCUCAAAUACGAAGCUGGACGAGCAGUGAACGCGCCAUUGAGUUACGUCGCAAUGCCGCCUACAUUAUCUAUGGGGGAAUCUUUAUUGGCCUCAUGUGCCACAUCGAAUACGACAUUGUGUUUCCUCAUCUCUUUGGGACCAACCAUGACCUCAAGAACGUUGUCGAGUCGGUUCUCUUCGACAACUUUGUGAGUGCCCCACUGAUGUGGCUGCCACCUGUCUACUUUAUCAAGGCAGUCAUGUUUGACUAUCCCUUGUCGGAGGGAUUGGACAAGUACUUGUCCGACAUUCGGGAUGAAGGCCUGCUCUACAAGUACUGGGCCGUCUGGCUGCCCGCACAAACCAUCAGCUUUAGCUGUGUCCCUGAUCACAUGAGAGUCCUCUUCAUGGCAUGUAUCUCCUUUGGAUGGUUCAUCAUCUUGUCGUCUUGUCAAUCGACGGGGGACAGUGUUGUCGAGGCAGUGACGGAAGAGACACUGGCAGCAACAACAAUAGAGGCAUCCACCUAG